UUGUGAGAAAAAAAAAGUCUUGAAAGAAUAUUCCGGACUCCUACAGAUUAUUCUCAAAUGUGCUGAAAGACGACGAGAAGUUGGAUUUUCGUUUUAAGGAGUGAAUUUCUCAAUUUGGACACAGCACCAUGCGCAGGUUGCCGUGCCUUGCCUCCGAGCCAAGAGGAGAAAUACCACUGUGCUACUGACAGGAUUUUUACGCGCAGCUGAACAAGGAUGCCAGAGCUCGCAAACUGCAGUGUCUGUACCAAUAAGAUACUCAUGGUGGUCUUCAUGAUAUCACUGAUACUUGCCAUACUCUUCGGAAACAUCUUGACAUUAGCAGUGAUCGUUGGAACUAAACACUUCCACACUCCACAGGGUUACUUAAAAGCCUCACUGGCCGUGGCAGACCUGGCUGUGGGAAUGUUUGUGGUACCCGUUUCGGUUUACGCUGAAAUAUCCCUCAUGAUCUACAAUUCAAUGCCGGAGUGGACAGCGCGCAAUUCCCAAACCACACCUUUCCACCCGUGCAGUUUCAUCGGACCUGUGUUUGCGGGAUGCACUUUAGUCUCCAUUACAACCAUUUUUCUCCUUACCAUUGAAAGGAGCAUUGCCGUUUUAAAGCCACUGCACAAGGAAUCUGUCAUAACUAAAAAAAGAACAAGCAUACUAAUAGUUUUUUCCUGGAUGGGCAGUUUUUUCCUGGCAAUAUCUCCAAUGGUUUUCAGCAAUGCAAUCGCGCUGGAAUACAAUCCUUGCAGCCGCAUGUGCAAUUACGCGUUGGGAAGCGCAGAAUUCCCAUCCCAGGCUUGGAAGAUUCUCUUACUCUUCCCUGCUUUUGACUUUACGCUGCUCGGAGGUACUGUUGUCAUCAAUAUCAUAUCGCUCACCACAAUCCGCCAGCAUUCAAAAAGAAGGAAACAUCUCGCAGAGACAGAGAGUCAAAGCGCAACCAAACCAACCUUCUCCGAUAUCAAGGCUGCCAAGACUAUAGGCACUCUGACGUUGGCUUUCACGGCUUCUUUCACUCCCAUCGCUGUGUUUGUAGUUGGAAAUGUGUUGGGAAACGAAUGGUGCACUUUUUCCUUUUUUGCCUUUUGGAUUUUGACCACGAACAGUUGCUGGAAUGUUAUUAUAUAUGGUGUGAGAGACCAGAAGUUUAGAAGUCGUGCGUAUCAGCUGCUCAUAUCCGCUCAUUUGAACACUGCGCCCAAAACAACUGUGAAUGAAAACACUGUAAAUGGGGGGAAACUCAAUGAGGAAAUAGUCAAACAAACCUAAUUACUUAUCUUACUGAUCAUAGCCC
Messenger RNA from Rhinichthys klamathensis goyatoka, 1288 nucleotides. RefSeq names its product beta-2 adrenergic receptor. Gene Ontology annotation, cellular component: membrane. The coding region runs from base 217 to 1263 and encodes 348 amino acids. Lineage: Eukaryota; Metazoa; Chordata; Actinopteri; Cypriniformes; Leuciscidae. Gene Ontology annotation, biological process: G protein-coupled receptor signaling pathway. The record is from RefSeq and is a predicted model, not a curated record. The transcript has 2 exons. Gene Ontology annotation, molecular function: trace-amine receptor activity.